Molecule: messenger RNA, 1995 nt
Organism: Micromonas pusilla CCMP1545
Lineage: Eukaryota; Viridiplantae; Chlorophyta; Mamiellophyceae; Mamiellales; Mamiellaceae
Product: PsbB mRNA maturation factor Mbb1, chloroplast precursor
Exons: 1
Coding region: 78-1838 (586 amino acids)
Biological process (GO): regulation of translation; mRNA processing
Molecular function (GO): single-stranded RNA binding; mRNA binding; protein binding
Source: RefSeq, a predicted model, not a curated record
CAAGAGUCCAUCGUGAAGAUCUGUGGGAAACUUUACCUUAUUAAUAUCUGAUUACUUUUCUUGAAUUUUCACAGUAAAUGAGUGGCAGCUUCUCGGGUGCGAUCAACCCAAGUUCUGCCUCUCAGCAGCUCCAGGCUUUCGCUGGACUGCAGUUAUCGUACACUCGCACGCACAUACGAUUAUGUGCCACAUCCCAUGAAUCUAUUAACUCGCGAAGCACCGAAUGCGCUCAUUUGGCAGCACUUCCACUAUCUAGCCGACAUAAAGACGUUUCGGCGGCUCCUUCAAAGCUCUGCAAAUUUAGUCUUUUGAGAGGUAAUAACGAGAAAGGUACAAGAGUAAGCUUUUCAUGCUUUGCCACCAGCUCCACGGAUUCACUGGAAAACGCACCUUGGAACGAUGGUAGCCCCAAAACGUUUGACGUGGAACAACCUUUGAAGGUCAACCAGGAUAUUCUUAUUUAUCAAGCUCGACAGUUGCGCAAAAAAGCUACGAAAAUGCGCAAAACAGACCAGCGUGUAAAGGUGCGCCUUGAUGCGAUUCGCGUCUUCGAGCGUGCUAAGAAUAUCGACCCAAGCGACGGGCGCGCCUACGUCGGAAUCGCGAGAGUGCUGCGGCAAUUGGGUGACAACGAAGGGGCGCGACAGUGCUAUCAAGAUGGUUGUGAUGCGACAGGAGGGGACAAUGCAUACAUAUGGCAAGCAUGGGCUGUACUCGAAGAUAGUGUUGGAAAUAUAGCAAAGGCUCGUCAACUUUAUGAUGCGGCAACAGCAGCUGAUAAGACUCACGCAGCCGCGUGGCAUGCGUGGGGUAUGUUAGAAAAAAACCAGGGAAAUUUUCAACGUGCAAGAGACCUUCUCGUUAAGGGCGUGCGACUGGUUCCUGAAACUCGCGCCAGCCCACACUUAUUCCAAUCCCUGGGAGUCAUGGCAAUGGAGCGUCGACGCAUGCAGGAAGCUCGAGAGCACUUCAUGGCUGGUACGAGAACGGAUGCUGGGUCACAGUCUGCAGCGCUAUGGCAAGCAUGGGCUUUGCUGGAAUCACGAGAGGGCAACAGUGACAUAGCACGCAAACUUUUUCAAAGAGGUCUUCAGUCAGACCCAGAAAACAGAUACAUCUGGCUGUCUUGGGCCGUCCACGAAUCUCGUCAGGGAUAUGUCGACCGAGCAAGAAGUCUUCUGGUGAAAGGUUGUAAGUUGAACCCUAGGGAUCCGCCACUGUUACAAGCACUGGCAAGGUUAGAAGCUGCUGAUGGGAAUAUUUCUGUCGCGCGAAAGUUAUUUGAGCAAGGGACCAAGUUGGAUCCCCUUCAUCAGGCUAAUUGGCAAGCAUGGGCACUGGCAGAAUGGAAAGACGGGGAUGUUGCUCGCGCUCGGGAGCUUUUACAGCGUGGCAUUUGGGUGUCACCCCGGAGUUACAAUGCAUGUCGUCUAUUCCAUGCGUGGGGUGUUCUUGAGGAACGAGAGGGUAAUUGCUGUCUUGCUCGACAGUUAUACAAAUGCGGAGUGAGAGCUGACCCAUCGAGCGAGGUCACUUGGCUUACAUGGUCACUCAUGGAAGAGAAACAGGGAAAUGAUAUACGCGCUGCUGAACUGCGUAGCUUAUGUGUCCAACAGCGAGCUGAGGAAGCCAUUGGGCAGUCUGACCUUAGUCCAGCAGCUAUGUUCGGAAUUGACUCAGCUUUAAGGCCAGUUUUGCGAUCAUUAGCAUCGCUCGUCGGGAACCCGAGCACUUCCUUGCAAGAUGACAUUGAUGGUCAACCAGAUAUGAUGCAGACCGAGCUAGAUGUAGUGCUGGCCGAGCCCCUUUUUGGCGUCAGUGGCCCUGACGAGCUGUAGCACACGUCCUAAAACUUAUCUUAUAGUCGUGAGACUGUGUCAGAUUAAAUGUGAGGCGAUGUCGUUUUCUAGGCUGAUCUAAACUAGUCUACGUAAAUACACUUAACAAUAUGAUACUCGAUGGCACUGAAAAUUCAAUUCAGGACGCCUCAGAAAC